Ciona intestinalis (vase tunicate) is the source of this 1639-nucleotide messenger RNA. The record is from RefSeq and is a predicted model, not a curated record. Lineage: Eukaryota; Metazoa; Chordata; Ascidiacea; Phlebobranchia; Cionidae.
AUAAAGCAACGCUGCAACAACGUGGUAUUAUUGUCCUUUGUUACGUGUUAAGUUCUCGAAGCGCUUCGUUUUUGCUGAGUUAAAAUGUUCGUUCUCGUUUUGUUAAGUUUCCUGCUUUCGAGCUUCAACUCGGCGAAUGCUGCUUGCGUGAACAAUUUCCAAUGUCCGUUGAACGCUGAAUGCAGGCAGGGCACUUGCGUUGCAGUUGGUGGCGUUACUACUACAUUGAUCCCACCAGAACAAAACCGAGGGGCAUGCACGCCCAACCCUUGCCAGAAUGAUUGCAGAUGUGUGCCAUCGUGCAAACACGCGUCGGGUUUCUAUUGCACGAGUCCUUCCGGCUUUCUCGGGAAGACUUGCACCAUACCCGCCCCGUCGUUAUCCUGCAGUGAAAACACGAUCACUAUUUCUGUAUCUGCGCAGUUAGUUCGCGAAUAUUCCAUGUCUACAACCGGUAGCUACAUUUACAUGGGUCAAGGUCCUACUUCUUUACUGCAAGGUGGCACCGCAAUGUCUAGUGCGUGUGCAGUAUCCUCCCCUGUGAACGGCUACUAUACGAUUUCUAUUCCGCUCCCGUUCACUGGGUGUGGUACCAGAGUCAGCGGGCCCACCACCGGAACUGUUAACACGAAUAGCUUCACCAACGAAAUCUGGUUGAACACGAACGGUGUUUUAUUCGACGUCCCAAUCCCCAUCUUUCGAUGGACUUGUUCCUACACCGAGAACUACUCCAUCGUUACAAGACUGCAACCAACAGUUGAACCACUACGCAUCGUCAAAGGCGACACCGUAAUGCGACAAGCGGUGGCCGAACUUUGCAAAGUUCAAUCUGCGUGCCCUGGUGCGUGUCCACCAUUGUUCAGUGUGAAGGAAGGAGCUGCUUACACGGUGUCGGAGAUGAUUCAUCUCACUAUAUCGUUACAAACCCCGACGAUGACCGGCCAAGCUUUAUACUUGUACAGCCUGACCCUUUCUUGCUCAAGCACCCCAGGUUCCUCUGAUGCGGUUUCGUUGGUCACCGCGGGUUGUAGCAGCAACAUAUUGUCCACUACAUUCGGUCGCAACGGUCAAAGCGGGACAGUGUGCGUAUCAUUCAGAGUUCCCAGGAUGAUGGGUUGUAACAUGAUGUACAUUCACGGGUCGAUGAAGUCUGCAGUUCCUAGCACACUUUCGGCUUGUCCAGGUGCAGACGGUGUUAUCCUGCGCUCGGCUUCCUCGGUACCCGAUACCGAUGACGUCAAUAACACUGACGUCAGAAAGCGACGAUCAGCUGUUACUACAACCACAAACGAUGACGACAACACGACUGCUAUAGUGAGUGUUGGGCCCAUCUUUAUAUUCCCGGGUUCGCCAGGUACCCCGCAGUCCGAGCUUUUCCCUGGAGCGGCAGUGUUGCCGGAAUCUGACGACUCCUUACCGGAAGGUGUCCCGACGUCUCCACUCGCCAAACAGUCGGUUAAAAGCCAGUCUUAAUCUUAACGUCUUUCUUUCUUUCUUUCUGCAGGUGUCCCGACGUCUCCACUCGCCAAACAGUCGAUGAUUAUCGUCACGACAAUCGUCGUCGUCGCAACUUUAUUGUUAAUCUGCAUUGUGUUGUAUGUUUACGUCACACGAGCUCGUAACGUUCAUAAAUAAAUAA